This is a messenger RNA of Lachancea nothofagi CBS 11611, 783 nucleotides long. The record is from the annotation of a GenBank genome assembly. NCBI's taxonomy places the organism in Eukaryota, Fungi, Ascomycota, Saccharomycetes, Saccharomycetales, Saccharomycetaceae.
AUGAACAGACAAGCGCAUAAUAAUCCACCAGCCCGAGUAGUAUACCUCGGAUCUAUCCCGUAUGACCAAACCGAGGAACAAAUCCUGGAUUUGUGCUCCAACGUUGGGCCUGUUGUAAAUCUAAAAAUGAUGUUCGACCCACAAACAGGAAGAUCUAAAGGCUACGCAUUUGUCGAGUACAGAGAUCUAGAAGCAAGUGCGAGUGCCGUGAGAAACCUCAACGGCUACCAGCUUGGCAAUCGACACUUGAAGUGCGGAUACUACGGAGGUGGAGAUAUGGUUCUUGGCGGAGCUGGAAACGGUUCAACGCUUCAAAACGAAGAGGAGAAAAAUCCUCUUUUCAUGGGACUGCCGCCUGGCAUUGACGUUAACAUCAAUAUGACGACGCCUGCGAUGAUGAUUUCCAGCGUGCUCGCAAAAGGCUCCAAAGAAGAACAGAUUGACUUGUUGCGAGCUCUACAGAGCAUGGCACAGAAUAAUGCGGAGCAGUUCACCAAUCUGCUGGAACAAUGUCCACAGCUCAGCUUCGUUGUUGCCGAACUUCUGCUGACUACAGGACUCAGCACGGUAGACGAUUUGACGCAGCUAGCAGUACAAAAUAAUUCAACCAAAUCCACACCUGAGGCGGUUCAGGAUCCCAAAAUUCAAGAGCAGCAAAGAGAGCUUCUAAGACAAGUGUUGCAGUUAACGGAUAGUGAAAUAGCCGUAUUACCAGAAGACGAGAAAAUGUCGUUGUGGGAUCUCAAACAAAAAGCUAUGCGUGGCGAGUUUGGUAUGAUAUAA